AUGUGCGGCGACCACCCAUCUUUCACCAAGGCUGAACUGAACUUAAAAGAGGGAAAAGCGGAGAAUAAAGAGAAAGAUAGGAAGAUAUCAAACUCAUUUAUCAGAAUUUCACCUACUAUAUCCCGCACAAAGGCCACAGAGGAGCUCGCGCCGGCGGCGGCGGCGCUGGACGACGCGCCGCAGGCCUUGUUCGCCGCGCAGGGGAACAGGGAGCUCGUGCACGCGGCGCUGGGCAGCUUCCGCUGGCCGCCGUACCUGGUGUGCGCGUGGCUGCUGGCGCUGGCGCUGGCGCACGCGCUGCACGCCACGCGCGCGCUGCUGGACCGCGCGCUGCCGCCCUUGCGCGCGGCGUGCGCGUGGUCGCGCGCGCGCGCGGGCGCGGCGUGGCGCGGCGCGGGCGGGGCGCGCGCGGGCGCGGAGGCGGCGCUGGCGGCGGCGCUGCACGCGCUGUACUCGGUGGCGGCGGCGGCGCGCGCGCUGGCCGCGUGGGCGCUGGAGCCGCCGGCCCCGAGUGUGUACGACGCGAAGGUAACCAACUAUGACGACGUCGACUCGCAGAUAAGCCCGCGUUUGAAG
Brenthis ino (lesser marbled fritillary) is the source of this 576-nucleotide messenger RNA. Lineage: Eukaryota; Metazoa; Arthropoda; Insecta; Lepidoptera; Nymphalidae. The record is from the annotation of a GenBank genome assembly.